AUGCGCCUCUCAUCACCCCUCCCUCUCAAGUCCUUCCUAAAACCCAAAUCCAAAAUGUCAACGUCAAUGUCAAUUUCAAGCACCUCUGCUAUUCCCACACCCAUCCAGCCAAUCUUCUCAUCAACAUACUCCCAAUUCCAAGGAACGCAGGAGCUCUCUACCCUCCUAAAACCGAAUGGGAAAUGGAGGCUGGUUGAGAAUGGGAGGGGGAUUGAGAGGCGUGUACGCUUUAGGGGGUUCAAGAAAUGUUGGGAAUUCAUGGAUACAGUAGCGUCGGAAUGCGUGGUACAGAAACAUCAUCCCGAGUGGUCGAAUGUAUAUAACACAACGUUUAUACGCUGGACGACUCAUUCUCCACCGGGGCUGAGCGAGAAAGAUGUAUUGAUGGCUAGGUAUUGUGAUGAGAUUGCGGGGAAGUGUGGUGAGGUUGAGGAUGUGGGUGUGGAUGUGCUGGAGGAGAGCGAGGUAGGGAGGGAGUUAGUAGAUAGGGUUGGGGUGGAGGCGGGGGAUUGUUGUGUGCCUAAGAAG
Messenger RNA from Lachnellula hyalina, 528 nucleotides. RefSeq names its product putative pterin-4-alpha-carbinolamine dehydratase. Gene Ontology annotation, biological process: tetrahydrobiopterin biosynthetic process. The record is from RefSeq and is a predicted model, not a curated record. The transcript is spliced from 3 exons. Lineage: Eukaryota; Fungi; Ascomycota; Leotiomycetes; Helotiales; Lachnaceae. The annotation marks the transcript as partial. Gene Ontology annotation, molecular function: 4-alpha-hydroxytetrahydrobiopterin dehydratase activity.